Molecule: messenger RNA, 3694 nt
Organism: Porites evermanni
Lineage: Eukaryota; Metazoa; Cnidaria; Anthozoa; Scleractinia; Poritidae
Source: the annotation of a GenBank genome assembly
AUUGCCUAAAUUGUAAAACGUUGGUUUAAAAGCGGCCGUGUCGGUCAAACCUUCAGUACUGUUCAAGGUACUACACUACUUGAUUCAAAAGAUGUAUUUUAAAGCCUUGUUUCUUUUCUCGUGCAUCGUUGCCGCAUGUUGGCCGGCCAAAGUCAAAUUCAGCGGUAGGUAUUGAGAUUUCGCUUGUGUCUGGUGUCUAUGUCUUAUUAAAACUUCCCAGAUAGUGGCCGCUAUAACUUGAAUUUAACUUACUGUAAACCACACUAAUCGUGACAGAAUUCCACUUAGUCCACAAGCAAUGAAUAUGACGCACUGCCCCAGCAGUCUUUUACAUUUAAAUUUGAUCAAUUGUUUGCAUUAUUAACUAGCAAAAUAGUUCGUUUUGUCUUCAAACCACGAGAUACGUACCAGUUUCCUAAACUUAAGGCGCAAAAUUUUACCUUGACUUACGCUUUCCAGAAAUGUUGAUUUAAAAAAAAAUCGUGAACAUGCAUAACAAAAAGGAGGGUACGUUUAUCCGGAAAAAUCAAAAAGGAUUUUGAGCUCUUUACUGGAAAAUUAGGUGUACGAGUAGAUUUAUUAGGCAUUAGAUCGACGCAAUGUACUGACAUAGAGGUGCCGACAGAAUCAAUCGGUCCUUUUUCAUUUUCAAAAUGUCUGUAUUGUUUCCUUUAGCAAUGAUUUCCAUCUCAACUCAAUGGAGUUUAAAAUAUCCCAAUUGCUGCUAGUAUAGUUUCGGUGUUUCAAGGGGGCGUAGACAACGGCACAAUUAAGUCAAUAAAUCUCAUUUCAUUUAGUCUCGUUAACACCCAAAAAUGCGUUUUAAAGCUUCGUCUUGUAAAGGUACGGAAAAACGGGCAACAAAAAACGUGCAACUUGUCACGCAACAUCGCUGCAAAACGAGUUGAAUAGCGUUGUUGCGCGUUUACCACCCAGGGGGUUCAAACCUGUUAAUAACCUGAUUUGUUGCAAAACAGGUUUGAUGUGGGUGGUAAAAUGCGCAACAUCGCUAUUCAACUCGUUUUGCAGCAAUGUUGCAUGACAAGUUGCACGUUUUUUGUCCCCCGUUUUUCCGUACCUUAAGUUUGAACAAAACUGGACUGUGAACCUUCGUCUAUCAAUACAGUGGAACCUCUAUUAAGGGGACACCCAUCGGACCGAGGCAAGUGUCCCUUGAAUAGAGGGGAUCGACACCUCUGUUCUGGGGUUUUUUAAUUAUUAGCUAACGAAGUCAAUAAUUUUAUUAUCCUGCCUCAGAAUCUGCUGCAGUCAUAAUUAUUUCAAGCAGCUAGAAGGCAUGAAGUGUAAAGAAACGAGAUAAGCUUUUCUCGGCGAAAUUGUGAGUUGAACUCCCACAAGUGCAGUACAUUGAUUUAAGUGAGAAAGUUCAUGUUGUGAAAGCUGUCAUCAUGGUGACCUGUGCUCUUUGUGGUCAAUCAUGCCGAGGUGUCCCCUGAAAGGGGCCCAGAAAAAGUGUCCCUUUCCCCUGAAUAGAGAUGUCCUUUCAACAUAAGUAACAGUUACAAAGAUUAUGUGUUCAUUUUUCAGGGACAAAGUUUUGUGUCCACUGAUUAGAGGUGUCUCUUGAAUAGAGGUGUCCCAAAAGGAGAGGUGUAUUUUGAAUAAGGAAAUUUAUGUUCAGAAUGAUAAUAGAGAUUUACUUUCCUUGUCAUUCUACAAAGAACUAAAUUGUCAGAGCGUUCCUGCUCCGAACAAUGGUGUACUGGACUGCGAAAAGGAAGGGAAUAGUCAGGCAGUACGAUGUCAACUCAAGUGUAACCAAGGUUAUGACGUCACAUACCUUGCUGCUGAAUACUAUGUAUGCAACGAGGACGGAAGCUGGUCCGCUGAACCGUCAUCAGCGGGCACGCAAUGGCCGGACUGUAAAAUAUACAGGUUGGUAUAAUUAUUUUUUGGUGCCGAAUUCUUUUUGUCCUUUAACGUAACCACAAUGGCGGCAUCUCAGUCUUGCAAUACAAGUAUGCCUGAGAAUUUCAGGAACAUCUAUGGGAAUAUCGUAAGCAUAAGAAAAGGUAUAGCCCUUAUUGCCAUGCGUUUUGUUGUUGCACAGGUACGACAAUUCGUUGUUUUUUUUUUACAUAUUUUUUUAAGUAAACAGAAAACACUUGAAUCAGUGUGGAGAACAAAAAGAAGUAAGUUUCUUAAUUUACAAGCCCUAUGCUUACUUCGCCGGUCGUUCUUCCUCUGGUUUACUAACAAAUCAAAGAUUGCGACUGCUCACAAGCGAAUAGCGAAAGAAACGAAUUUUUUGCGACGGGCUAGUCAAUUAAUCAUAAUAUAAACAAAAUACUCUCACUGUUUCAUUUUGUAGUCCAGGUUAUAUAAGGAGUCUAUUUGUCAUAUGUUAUAUUGUUCUCAGUAGGCCCGAGUUCGAUUCCUGACCAGACCAAUGAGACAUCACGGCGGUCAUGUUGGUGUUCCAAACCCCAAAUUUAUUAUGUAAACGCUCUCCUUUGUUUCAAUAAAUUUGCAUAGAUGCUGGUCACGUGAGUGAAAACGCCCUAUACCCUGAUAGCUAUGUAAUAUGAACAGUCCCAGUCCUCACUCCUGAAGAUUUGUUUCCGUAUAAGAAGGGUUCCAGUCCUCGCUCCCACUUACUCACUUCCGCUACGGUGUCAAUACCUGUUUACACUGCAUGCACCACAAGUGUUGCACAGAACCUUUCUAAUAUGUCACGCUCCUCUUUCGAGAUCGACGCUGCGGGGUUUCACUGCGUUACAGAAAUCGCACCGAAAUCAUCAUUCUUAUACGUGAAUAGAAGCCCUAUCCGGUCUAGUCAUUUUAUGUACCCACACAGCAGCUAUCCGAUAUAUUGUGAACACAGCUUUAAAAUAACUAAGGAGAAGGUGCUGACUUUGUUUCACAUUUACAAUUGGUUAGACCGUACAGUCUUCUCUCCCACAGUAACUUUCACUUACGUGUAAUUCGACUGACUCUACUGAACGUAAAAAACCACGUGGAAAAAGACUCUCAUUCAGUGACCACAUGCACGCUGCCUGAGAUGAAUAAGAGGAGUAACGUAUUCUACAUUGUAAUUAAAUAAUUGUAAUUUGUUUACCCAAGGAGCACUUAGGAGUUCUUAGGAAACUCGUUGAAACGUGUCUGUCGAAUCGAAUUGGGGUUUGGAAUUGUUGGUUUUUAAGGAGAGGGGGAAACCGCAGCACCCAGAGAAAAAACCUCUUAGAGCAAGGGAGAGAACCAACAACAAACUCAACCCACAUGUGGCGUUGUGGUUAAUUUCUUCUGAAGAUGUUUGUUGGAACAUACGAAACGUCAAUUUAAGGUUUUUUUCUUUCCACAAUUGCGUUUAUAUUUCCUUAUGUUUAUCACCGCAGUUUGCUUUUUGUUUCUUCUUAAGCUGAGAUGGCCAAAAAACAAGAGUAUCUACUAUUGAAAAUUAUUGACUAUUGACUAUUCAAGGGCCUUUGUGGCUGUCUUUAAACAGGGUAUGAGAUUAAAUAUAGCUGCUUUGCUGUUUUUUUCUUAUUUUCAGCCGAGGAGAACCAGUUCCUUGAAGAAACGGCACCACCGUACCGCAUUCAUUUUCAUUGACAAGUGUCAGAUCUACGACGACGUUUUUCGUAGGAACUGAAAUAACCCUGAAUUUGAGUAACGGUCAAAACUGACUUCGAAUAAAUGUUAGACGAACAGUUUUAAUACUAAUAAGAUACUA